Molecule: messenger RNA, 1872 nt
Organism: Drosophila arizonae
Lineage: Eukaryota; Metazoa; Arthropoda; Insecta; Diptera; Drosophilidae
Product: glutathione hydrolase 1 proenzyme
Biological process (GO): glutathione catabolic process
Cellular component (GO): plasma membrane
Molecular function (GO): glutathione gamma-glutamate hydrolase
Source: RefSeq, a predicted model, not a curated record
AGUGGAGAACAAACACAAAAUGCAACAAAUUGCAAUAAAAUGUGAAUGAAAGUAUGAAUAAACUAAAGCGCUAUGCACUGGCAAUGGAUAUUUAAUCGAGUUGUGCUGGGCUUGGCCUUUGUUUGUGUGUUGAUUGCGAUAUAUGCAUAUAGUCCUGCGGCAAGGAGCGGCAAACGAAAUGCAGCGAGAACUCCACCAGACCCUGAGGAACCUCUGCCGCCCUCCAGCUCCCCGCUGCACCGCUUCAAGCGGGCUGGCAUAGCCACAGAUAAUGAUGCCUGCAGUCAGAUGGCCAGAGAAGCACUGCUACUUGGAGGCUCUGUGGUGGAUGCUGCACUAGCUGCCUUGCUCUGCAACGGACUCAUUGGUAUGCAAAGCAUGGGCCUCGGCGGCGGCAUGAUUAUGAACAUUUAUAUGCACAGCGAGCGACGGGCAUAUACGAUCCUAGGUCGGGAGAUGGCACCGCGCUCUCUGCAUGCGGACAACUUUACGACUAUGGUGAGCGAACAGCAGUUAAAGCAGUCCGGCAGGUCUAUUGCUGUGCCCACCGAACUGUUGGGCUAUGCCUUGGCCCACGAGCGUUUUGGCAAGCUGUCCUGGUCGGAAUUGGUUCGGCCAACGCUCUCCCUAUGCCACAGCGGUUAUUCGCUCUACAAGCAUCAGUACGAUGCGCUCAUAUUGAAUGCGGACAUGAUCAAAAGCAACGCAUUGUUGCGUCAAAUGUUUGUGGAUCCGGCGACAAAUCAGUUCUGGCCCAUUGGCCGUCACAUCCAGCCGCCGAAGCAGCUGUGCGAUACGUAUGCGCAAAUAUCUGUAGCAGGACCGCGCAGCCUCUACAAAGGCACGCUGCUGGCAAGGCUGCACGCCGACUUGCAGGACAUGGGCAGCGCCAUAACCAAGGAAGACUUGAGGCACGCCCAAGCUGAGCUAAGGGAUUCGUUAGUCAUACCCUUGGAUGAGUAUGAUUUGCACCUGACGCCGCCACCAGGCAGCGGUCACAUCCUUGGCCUCAUCAUGAACAUACUGCAUGCCUAUCGAGCGGACUUUGCAGCAGGCGACGAUUUAGAUGCUUUGGCAAUCCAUCGCAUUGUAGAGGCCUUUAAAUUUGGCUUUGUGCAGCGCUGGCGAUUGGACGAUAAAGCUGAUGAAGAGCUGCUAGCGAAGCUGACAAGCCCAAGGUUUGCCGCCCGCAUUGCCCAGCUGAUAGAUGAUGCUAGAACCUAUAACAACUCGGAGCAUUAUGGAGCAUCUGGCGAUAUACAGCCACGUGAUGAGCAUGGCACCUCGCAUAUUUCGAUAUUGCACAAUAAUGACGCUGUUUCGGUAACCAGUUCCAUUAACUUUUAUUUCGGCAGCGGGCGCAUGGGCAAACGCACGGGCGUGCUGUUCAACAACGCCAUGUCGGACUUCUCCAUGAAGCAGCUAAAGAACUACUUCGAUUUGCCGUAUAUCGAUGGCACGAAUAUGAUAACAGCAGCAGCCCGUCCCAUGUCCUCAAUGUGCCCGAUCAUUGUUACGGAGCGUUCGAGCGGACAAGUUCGUUUGGUUGUUGGCGCAGCUGGUGGCACAAAGAUCAUAUCGGCUCUUGUACCUCUGCUAGUUCGCAUACUUUGGCAACGGGCGAGCAUCAAGACGGCCAUCGAUGCCAGCCGAUUCCAUCAUCAGAUGCUGCCCAACGUGCUGCAGUAUGAAUACGGCAUGCUGCAGGCACACGUGCACAGUCUCUUGGCCAAAGGACAUCAAUGCGAACGCUAUCGCAAUCGUGGCUCCGUCAUUUGUGGCAUUGCCCAGGAUAACGAGAGCGUUACCAUCAAUUCGGACUAUCGUAAAAUUGGUGGUGUCGCUGGAUUUUAAGCAAGACAGCAGAUGCUA